AUGGUAUCUGAAUCCGGUGUUGUCGAAUGUUGGAAAAAACUUCUUGACGCAAGAAUAAUGUUCCUGAUACCGCAAGAUAUGGAAGAAGCUGAAUUAAAUGAUCUGGAAUCUUACUCUACGAUUGAAAAUAAUCAUGUCUGCCUAAACAAGGGUGUGAUUACUGAUUCAUAUGGAAUGCUAUGCUUACCGGAUGGUGUGUUCUUUCUGGGAGAUAAGGUUAAUGGAUCAAAGCUUCUUAUACGGAACUGUUAUUUGCAGUUACUUGAUUUAAUUGAGGUGAAUAGGAAGCAAGGUGGUCCUGCCAGAAGAGGUUGCGCGAUUACUGGUACACCUGGUAUCGGAAAAACAUACUUUGGUCUAUAUCUCAUUUUUUACAUUCGUUAUAAUUACCCUAAGGCCGUAAUAGUCUGGCAAUAUAACGAAAAAAUUUGUUAUCAAUUCUCACCGGACGGUGCAAAAGGGGGAUAUUUACCGGUUCGACAUUACGCUGAAUAA
Paraglomus brasilianum is the source of this 495-nucleotide messenger RNA. NCBI's taxonomy places the organism in Eukaryota, Fungi, Glomeromycota, Glomeromycetes, Paraglomerales, Paraglomeraceae. The record is from the annotation of a GenBank genome assembly.